This is a messenger RNA of Rhizophagus irregularis DAOM 181602=DAOM 197198, 310 nucleotides long. RefSeq lists its product as uncharacterized. Lineage: Eukaryota; Fungi; Glomeromycota; Glomeromycetes; Glomerales; Glomeraceae. The record is from RefSeq and is a predicted model, not a curated record.
AAUAAUAACAACAAUAACAAUAAUAAUAACGAUAAUAACGAUAAGAAUGAUAAGAAUGAUAACGAUAAGAACGAUAACGAUAAUAAGAAUGAUAUUAUGCCGUCGAUAUUUCAAGAAGUUGUUGGUCAUCAACAUGAAUUUAGUAAAAAUGAUAUGUGGCUUAUUGAAAAGAAAAGGACAUAAAUAUAUAUAUAUUAUAUUCACAUAUAUAUUAUAUAUAUAUUAUUUAAAUAUUUUGUUUAUAUAAAUAUUAUCCAAAUAAAAUAAAAAAUUAUAAAUCACGCGUAACAAAUAUGUGCUGCGAUAAAAA